Messenger RNA from Strongylus vulgaris, 789 nucleotides. NCBI's taxonomy places the organism in Eukaryota, Metazoa, Nematoda, Chromadorea, Rhabditida, Strongylidae. The record is from the annotation of a GenBank genome assembly.
AUGGCCAGACAAAGAGAUUCUGACGGUAAGCCCCCUCAAUUGACAUACCCAACCUUGAGUGAAAUAUGCAGGCUCUUCGUCACCCCCUACGAUCCUAAUCCGUGCAGAAAAGAGGGACCUAUGCGACUGACGUUUAAUCACUACCGAAAGUCAAGAUUUGGACAAGAACUUGCUGAUGGAAGGAGAGAUGUGUCACCAUGUCCCAUCAGUGGGUGUAGGAUGGACCUGAAAAGCAAUGACGAAUGGAGAGCUCAUCUACGUCUUGUACACGGAAUAUCUGAAAGAGUGGACUUACAGAAGGACUCUCAUGACACGCAAGGAACAACAAGAUCACAUGUUGGAGAACAUCGUAAUAAGUCUGUAAGUUGCCGCAAAUAUUCCAAAACAGAGAGUAGAAUUGUUGAAUGUAAUGACAAAUUUGGCAAAAAGCAAGAUUUUCUCAGUUGUGAGGGAAAAACUGUUAAAGCUGAACUACACGAUGAAGUUACGAACAGAAGUGAAGCGUUUGUUAAGAUAGAACAAGAUGAUGAUAUUUUCGAAACAUCAUCUCCAGUGAUCAAGGAGGAGCCUGUUACACCAGAAAAGACGAGCAGAAAGGACGAACAGAAUGAUAGCAAGAAAAAUAUGUUGCCAAUGGAAAUAGUAGUUAAAGAGGAACCACCAUCACCUCCAUCCGAACAAAUAGGCUGGCGCAAUCUAAAAUUUGAAGACAGGAUGAUUGACUUUUCCUCACAAUUCCCCACUCUCUCUGUGUUUAUUAGACGAAUCAAAUGCCUCUACACUAUUUGA